This is a messenger RNA of Hyaloscypha bicolor E, 1791 nucleotides long. Its product is annotated as Pkinase-domain-containing protein. NCBI's taxonomy places the organism in Eukaryota, Fungi, Ascomycota, Leotiomycetes, Helotiales, Hyaloscyphaceae. Gene Ontology annotation, molecular function: ATP binding; protein kinase activity. The record is from RefSeq and is a predicted model, not a curated record. Gene Ontology annotation, biological process: protein phosphorylation. The transcript has 2 exons. Bases 33 to 1331 code for a protein of 432 amino acids.
AGAGAGCAAAUAUCUUGAAGGAGGUUCAGAUCAUGCGGCAAUUGGACCAUCCCAAUAUCGUGAAGCUCGUCGAUUUCUCCGAGUCGAGACAGUACUAUUAUAUUAUAUUAGAGUUGGCACCAGGAGGAGAGUUGUUCCAUCAGAUCGUUCGUCUCACAUACUUCAGCGAGGAUCUUUCUAGACACGUCAUUACUCAGGUUGCAGAGGCAUUAGAGUAUCUGCACGAGGAGAAGGGUGUUGUUCACCGAGAUAUCAAGCCUGAAAACUUAUUAUUCUCUCCAAUUCCCUUUGUUCCGACCAAGAACCCAAAACCGAGAGGACCAGAAGAUGAAGAUAAGGUUGAUGAAGGAGAGUUCAUCAAGGGGGUUGGAGCUGGCGGUAUUGGAAAGAUCAAGAUUGCCGAUUUCGGUUUAAGUAAGGUUGUUUGGGACAACCAGACGAUGACGCCUUGCGGAACAGUUGGUUACACGGCACCGGAGAUUGUGAAGGAUGAACGAUAUUCGAAGAGCGUCGACAUGUGGGCAAUGGGCUGUGUUCUUUACACAUUACUUUGCGGCUUCCCUCCAUUCUACGACGAGAGUAUUCAGGUUCUCACCGAGAAGGUCGCAAAGGGACAGUACACCUUCCUUUCGCCAUGGUGGGAUGACAUCUCCAAGCCAGCUCAAGACCUUGUAUCUCAUCUCCUUACCGUCGACCCCAACAGAAGAUACACUAUCAAACAGUUCCUCGACCACCCAUGGAUCAAAGGCCACGACGAACCAACUUACCCCGCCUUCGACGCUCCACCUCUCGCUACCCCAGCCGUGGAACGCAACAAGCAACUGCGCGCCUUCGACCCCGCGGCGCUUGAAUCGCCUGGCUCCAAACGCAUGGAUUUCCGAUCUCCCGGUGCUGUCAACCUUCGUGAGGUGUUCGAUGUCGGCUAUGCCGUUCACAGACAAGAAGAGGAAGGGAAGCGCCGCAAGAACUUCAAGCAAGGCUACCGCGGUGCAGCAGCGAUGAACGGCCUCAAUGCAGAGGAUGACUUCCUCGAAGAAGAUGAAGACUACGAAGACGACAACGCCAUCCCAGCUAAAGUUCCUAAGCCGGCUGCUACAGCAGCAGAUGUUCACGCUGUUGAACAGGGUUUGAGAGACACGAACCUGGGCUCGACGGCCAAGGCGCCGGUGCAGAAGGGAUAUGGACAGCACAGCGCGGCGGUGACGGCGGCUGCCAAGCAGCAGGUUCGGAAUCGCAAGGGCGCGUUUGAAUUGAACCUCGAGGGGGCCACAUUGCUCGGUAGACGCGGGAAGGGACCAAGUGGAUUGAGGGAGACUACUGUUGCGAAUUAACAGGUUGGUUGCCUGGAAGGUUGUGUGGGGACUUGUUUGGCGUUGGAAGGCGGGUUUCUUACUUUCGUUUGGGACUCGAUAGGGGUUUGUUUCUCUACGGGCAUAAUGGCAUUACUGCGUUGCGUUGCGUUACUUGCAUACAUGAGAGAAUGGGGGAGAUUGAGAUGAGUGGCACGAGACAUGGGGACCGGGGGACGGAUCAUAAGAGAGACGGAUAAAUAGGAAUAGGAAUAGGCGCUGGGCUACCAAGUAAUGAAUAUAUGGUGUCUGUGAGUGCAUGUUUACACACAGUAGAGAGACCAAGCGCGGUACUGCUUGGUUGUUGCCGCGUACAUGUGCUCUGUGAGGAGUGAGCUGUGGUCUUCCACCACGGAAACCCAUCCGGACCACCCAACCCCGCAUUUUCCCCUGCCAUCCGGUGUCCCUCUCCCCACGCAUCUCUUUGUAUUGAAGUCUUGGC